Molecule: messenger RNA, 645 nt
Organism: Exophiala xenobiotica
Lineage: Eukaryota; Fungi; Ascomycota; Eurotiomycetes; Chaetothyriales; Herpotrichiellaceae
Exons: 2
Coding region: 1-645 (214 amino acids)
Source: RefSeq, a predicted model, not a curated record
AUGACGAACGAGAGACUCGAGCGCGUUAUAGACCUGGUCGAGAUCAAAGACCUUCUAGUCCGGGAGAAAUCAUACCGGGACUCGUUGAACUGGACGGCGCUUCGCGAAGUCUGGCACCCCGACGCAUCGAGGACGAACAUCAAUAUCUCAUGGUACAACGGGGAUAUUGAUGGCUUCAUCGCGGGGUCCAAGGUCAUGGCCGAAAAGGGGCCCAAAGCCAGGCACGACAUCAACCCGGUAGAGGUGCACUUCAGUAGCAACAAUAAAAAGGCCUCCUCCGAGUCCAAUGUUCGAAUCCGCAACCGUACCGAGAUUGAAGGCACGUGGUACGACAUCACCUCGUACGGCCGGUUUAUCAAUCGUUUGGAGAAGUACCAGGACCAGGACCAGGACAAGGGGCAGGGGCAGAAGUGGUACAUGGUCAAGUUCGAGGCCAUUUACGACAACGAGACCUUGACGCCCACGUUUCCCACUGACAAGAUCCCCUCGACGAGGCCGCCCGUCGAGUAUAGAGAGAGUUAUAACGUGCUUGCGUGGAUGAUGGAGCGUACUGGGUUUCCAAUCAGUCAGGAUAUGCCGGGACUGGACAGGCCAGAGACUGUGGAAAGGAUCAUGCAGGAAGCAUUUGCGUGGCUUAAGGCGUGA